AUGAAGGGCCGUCCCGUCGAUCAGCUCGUGUACGAGUACAUGUUCCCGAAACCUCGCCCUUCGGACCCUCAGAACUUCCACGCACUGCUGCAGCGACACCUGAUCCUAGAGGUCCGGCAAGAAGUCCACUCCUUUUACGGCCACCUCGACACUCCCGAGGCAAAGUACCCAGGCCUCGACUACUGCCACCCGACCCACCGCAUCCGUCUCAGUCGGUGGCAGUGGCACAGACGCCUGUUCCGCGCCUUCGACGCCCUGCGGUUGACAGCCAACGAGAUCGCCGGGCUCACGAAAUGGGAGGGCACGAAAUGGGCAAAGGAGCGCUAUGAGAAAGAGCAGGGUGUAAAAAUACGAGACACUGUGGCGGACGAGCUGGCAGACUGGAUCGAGCCCGAGGAGAGAAGAACGCCUGCCCGAACCAUACGAGAAGCAACCCAGGAGACGGAGGACCGCGGUGAGGCGGGAGACGAGAAUAUGGCCGAGGAGAGCGAAGAGGAGAUGGAGAGCGUCGGGUUCGCGCUGAACCAGAGGCUCAGGGAACGUGUGGCCAUGCGAGAAACGGGCGACUCGUCCAUGCCGCUGGACGAGGAGUGGGAGCAGUGGCUUAAGAACGCCAUCGAGACCGGCGAGCUGCCCCUGGUGGCUGAUCAGAUCGCCCGCAUGACGAGCGAGAGAGCGCCCAUGUCGCCCGACGAGCUCUUCCCCGCGAGAAUGAUGGUGGCUGCCCGGGCCGGCCAGUGGCACGAGAUCCCGGACUUCCUCCACGACAUGAUCCGGGCGAGCCUCGAGGCACAGGCACUCCGAGAGCGCCAGCAGCAACGCUUAAGCGCAAGUUCCGAGACUGGGGUAUCGACGCCGUCAAGCUCGCGGCUUGGCGUGAAUCCGUCGACUAUGAGCAGCCGCAGUAGUCGAGGCGUCACUUCUGAGUUCUCACCAACGACCGGUUGGCGAAGGACAUACUCGGAUCUUCGACUCCCCGUGGGCGAUGGCGGCACGACCGCCCCUCCGCGCGUCCACCGCACUGCUCAGCCCGGUGCCUAG
This is a messenger RNA of Phaeoacremonium minimum UCRPA7, 1041 nucleotides long. RefSeq lists its product as hypothetical. The record is from RefSeq and is a predicted model, not a curated record. The transcript has a single exon. Lineage: Eukaryota; Fungi; Ascomycota; Sordariomycetes; Togniniales; Togniniaceae. The coding region runs from base 1 to 1041 and encodes 346 amino acids.